Drechmeria coniospora is the source of this 264-nucleotide messenger RNA. RefSeq lists its product as uncharacterized. The record is from RefSeq and is a predicted model, not a curated record. Bases 1 to 264 code for a protein of 87 amino acids. Lineage: Eukaryota; Fungi; Ascomycota; Sordariomycetes; Hypocreales; Ophiocordycipitaceae. The transcript has a single exon.
AUGGUGGGAGGCUCGGAAUCCGGUUCCGCCCAUGGUGACGAGCGAGCCGAUGCCCCGCACGAAAAUGGAGCGGUUCCACGACCAUGCUGGGGUCCAAGUAGGCUCCCUAUGAGCUACCCCGUGUUUCCGACGAUGGUGCUUCACGCCGCCGCCAACGCAGCCGUUUUAUUACGACUGCUCUGGUGGCAAGAGUUCCGCGACUCGUACGUCGACCUACAUGUGUACACCUACUCGCAUGUGCCCGAUAAUUGGACGGGAGACUGA